GCGGGCCGUGUCGCCAUUGCUUUGUAAGGCUGCUGGCUGGCUACCGUCUUCCUCAACUAGCGAAGCUGUUCGUGGAUCCGAGCAACACGGAGCGCCAAGAUGAAGAAGAAAGCUCGGCAGCACCGGGUUGCGGUGCCGCAGAGGCCCCCGUCUCCCAUCAAGCCUUCCCCCAACAAGCAGAUCCUGACUUACGAGCAGGCGCAGCGCAUGGUGGAGUUCGAUGUCGAUGGCCGCCUCCAUCGAAUCAGCAUAUACGACCAGCUGGACGUGAUCUCGGAUGACGACCCCAUGGUGCAGGAGAUGAUGGAGUGCACCAGCAAUAAGGAGAAUGCUGAGAAACCACAGCAGCAGGUCCUCCUGAGGUCAGUCCGACUAAAAAACAACCAGGAGAAGAGAAACGCCGCGCUGGGCAUCACUGUUCAUGCAGAGGAAGGUGGACAUCAGGCCGCUAGUAAUGCCGCUCCGAAGCUUCAAGAGCCCAAAUUUCGUACUGUGGAAUAUAAUCUUCCUGCAGUUCCUAAACGCUCAGCUGCCUUUUACAAAUACACGGAGAAGACUGAGGAAGAGCUGGAUGAGGAAACAGAGUACGACAUGGAUGAGGAAGAUUAUGCCUGGUUGGAUUUAGUGAACGAAAAACGGAGAAGCGAAGGGGUCAGUCAGGUCUCUCACAACGUCUUCGAGUUCCUCGUCGACCGCUUUGAGAAGGAGUUGCACUUGGAGAGUCUGGAUCAAAGCAGCGAAAAGCAGACUCCCAUUGACGAGGACGCCGUCUGCUGCAUCUGCAUGGAUGGAGAGUGUCACAACAGCAACGCCAUCCUUUUUUGUGACAUGUGCAAUGUGGCCGUGCACCAGGAGUGUUACGGCGUGCCCUACAUUCCCGAGGGCCAGUGGCUUUGCAGACACUGCCUCCAGUUGCCCACACAGCCCGCAGACUGCAUCCUUUGUCCUAACAAGGGCGGAGCGGUGAAAAAGACGGAUGACGGCCGCUGGGGCCACGUGGUGUGCGCCCUCUGGGUCCCCGAGGUCGGCUUCUCCAACACCACCUUCAUCGAACCCAUCGAUGGCGUCAGCCAAAUUCCCCCAGCCCGCUGGAAGCUCACCUGCUACCUCUGCAAGGAGAAAGGUGUCGGGGCGUGCAUCCAGUGCCACAAAGCCAACUGUUACACCGCCUUCCACGUCAGCUGCGCCCAAAAGGCAGGCCUCUUUAUGAAGAUGGAGCCAAUCAAGGAUGUAACAGACACCGGAGAGCCCACAUUCUCUGUGAAAAAGACAGCCUACUGUGGAGCGCACACUCCUAACGGGUGUGUAAGGAGGCCUCUUACGAUCUACGAUGAUACCAAACCCAGAAAUGGACUGUGUAAGAAAGUGGACAAAGGGAGAGGCGUUGGUAAAGGACAUUCAAAAGGAAAGAAGAAGAGUAAGAAGAGUAAGAAACCCGAGCCUGAACCUGAAAGUGAAGCUGCACCCCUCGCUCCUGUGCCUACGUUUCCUGCUCACAGGUUACAAACUAUUCUGAACCAGGUGUCAGUUCAGAAGAAGAAAGCGUUUGUGGAGCUGGUCCUGAAUUACUGGACGCUAAAGAGGCAAUCCAGGAACGGGCUUCACCUCAUCAGACGCCUUCAGACCAGCAUGCAGUCUCAGAAGAAUGCACAACCGGUUUGUUCAUCUCGGCAGUGUGAGGAGGAGAGCAGGGCCCUGAAGGACCAGUUGAAGGAGUGGCACCGUCUCCGACACGACCUGGAGAGAGCCCGUCUGCUGCUGGAGCUAAUCCGCAAGAGGGAGAAGCUCAAGAGGGAAGAGAUCAAACUGCAGGAGACCCUCCUAGAGAUACAGUUGAGUCCCUUCAGUAUUUUGCUCAGAGCCCUGCUGGACCAGCUCCAGACUAAGGACCAAGCCAAGAUCUUCACCCAGCCGGUGGAUGUCAGUGAGGUGCCCGACUACCUCGACCACAUCAAGCACCCUAUGGACUUCUCCACCAUGCGGCAGCGCAUCGACGCACAAGCCUACAACAACUUUGACCAGUUUGAAAAUGACUUCAACCUCAUUGUUGAUAAUUGCAUGAAAUAUAACUCGAAGGACACCUACUUCUACCGGGCUGCCGUUCGCCUCCGAGACCAGGGCGGGUCCCUGCUCAGAAAGGCCCGGCGGGACGUGGAGAAAAUCGGCUUCGACACGGAGAGCGGCGUGCAUCUGGCCGAAGCUCCGGAAAUCAAAGCACCCACAUCCUUUUCUUGGGACGACGUGGACCGCGUACUAGUGCCAGCCAAUCGGGAGCACCUGUCCCUGGACAAGCAGCUGCAGCAGCUACUGGAGAAGUUUGACCUGACCUGUGCCAUGAAGUCCAGCCCCUCUCGCAGCAAGCGCCUAAAGCUGCUCAAGAAGACCAUCAACGAUGUGCGCAAUGAAAUGACCCUAAAGCGAGUCCUACCCUCCAGCCACCACCACCACCACCACCACCACCAUCACCACCACCACCACCAUUCUUCUUCCUCCACGACUCCCUCCACAUCAGCAUCCUCUUCAUCAUCAGCUGCCUCCCAGCAGGAGUUGAGUAAACCUAAAGAAGAGAGAUUGAAGCCCAAUGGACAUUUUCCAGAUGACGAGGGCGACAAGUCUCUUCCUCCUAAACUGGAGCCUUCGGACUCCAUCCCCCUCCUCAUCCACUCAGACACAGACCCCGAGCCCCCCACCCUCAAACCAAUCGACGCCGCCCCAGACCGUGAAGACAAGCACCCGAGCAAGUUCGCCAAGUUCGAUGGGGAAAUACCAGAUCUGCUCCCCUCCGCUCCUCGCCUCAACGGCCACUCCUGCGGCGGCCUCCAGAACUCACUGUUGGACGGGGACGUGAGCGUGGUGGCCACGUCGACCCUCGCGGAGCCCGCUGGCACCGUAAACCGCCGGACGUCCGUGCUCUUCCGCAAGUCGAAGGCCGCCAGUCCCCACAAGCCCCAGAGGAGCAGGGACGAGGGGCCCGGCGGGGUUGACAGAAAAGAGGGUGGGGAGGAGGAGGAGGAAGCUGAAGACGGCGCACAGCUGGGCUCCAAAUCCUUCCUGUCGGUGGUCAUACCCAGGCUGGAGACGCUGCUUCACAGCAAGAAGAGGAAGCACAGCGGCAGCAGAGACAGCGAGGAGGAGGGAGGAGGAGAGGGAGAGCACGAGGAAGAGGAAGAGGAAGAGGGAGAGUCCCCAGUGAAGCGACUUGACACUGGUAAUAACAAGGGCUUGUCGAGCGGUUUUCUGGAGGCGGAGGAGGAGGAGCUCGUAGACUCCAGUAGAGCCAGUAGAACUGUGGAGCCAAGGAGACGCUGUGCCUCCGAGUCCUCCAUCUCCUCAUGUAGCAGUCUGCCAGGAAGCACCAGCACUGUUCUCAGUCUUCCAAAAUGUGGGAAAGGGAAACCUGCCUUGGUCCGGAGAAACACUGUGGACGAUAAGAGCGAAUUAAUCGCCUGCAUCGAAACCGGUAAUUUUGCAAAAGCUGCACGAAUCGCUGCAGAGGUUGGCAACAGCAAUAUUUGGAUGCCCGCUAGUGCUGCAACAGUUGCAUUGGAACCCUUAAAGCUAGUUUGGGCCAAAUGUAGUGGAUACCCUUCCUACCCUGCCUUGAUCAUCGACCCGCACAUGCCACGCGUGGGCUGCCAGCACAACGGGGUGUCCAUCCCCAUGCCCCCCAUGGACGUGCUCCGCAUCGGAGAACAGAUGCAGUACAAAGCCGAAGAGAAACUCUACCUCGUCCUCUUCUUCGACAACAAGCGCAGCUGGCAGUGGCUUCCUAGAUCCAAGAUGGUUCCGCUGGGAAUGGACAAGACCAUAGACAAAAUCAAAAUGAUGGAGGGACGCACGUCCAGCAUCCGCAAGGCCGUCCAGAUCGCCUACAGCCGCGCCAUGAACCACCUGAGCAUAGUGCAGGACGAGCCAGUCAGCGACCUCAGUGACGUGGACUGAUGACGCCCGCUGACUCUCUCUCCCCACACACACACACACACACACACACACACACACACACAGAUACACACACAAACCUUUACCUCUCCUGUACCAAAUACCCAACUCUCUCCGUCUCUGCAGGAGACUCAAAUGUUUACUGGGCACCUGCUGUAACAGGUGGUGUCUCUUCCUCAUCCAUUCCUACUCACACACACACACACACCCACACACUCCUACCAUGUGCCGAUGGGAUACGGCUGCUGCUGAAAUGAAUGUGUCUAUUUUAUCCUCUCCACCUCCAGGCUCACCCCACCCCCCCUUCCCCGCCUCCACCAAUCACGACUGUCAUUUCAAGGCAAAAAACACUCAGUGAUUGAUUCCGUACAUUUUGGCAGCCUUACCAAACUCGCCUGCAGUGUCAGGACUUUUGUAGUAAGACAAGAACUUAACGCCGACCGUUAAAAUUUGACUGUGACUGAUCGGUCCGUUAAUCUGGCAGGCAGCCAUCAUUUCUCUUACAAGUUAUUGAAAAAGAAGCAUCUAGUAGCUGGUAAAUUAGCUACAUGAGAGUUUUUCAGUUGUAGCCUUUAAUUACCUUAUGUCAAGGUCACAUGUACAUACUGGUUAUCUCCAUUUACAAAUACCUUCCUUUUGUAUUUCAUCUGUAAAUAAUCUGUACAGUUGCCUGACACUAACUUAUUUUGUAGUUUUGACAUAAAUGGGUACUGUACAGGAUUUUCUUAGUAUUUAUAUUCUUGAUGCAUUCUUGGCACUAACAUGUGAGUGCUAUUUUGACCGUUAUGUAUGAACAAGGAGAAUAAAAGUGCAAAAGCCUUAGUAUUAAGAAGAUUAGGGCUAAAAUGUCAUGUUUCUGAAAAGUAUGAAAGUAUUCAUUUUUUUAAGUUAUUGAAGUUUAUAAUCGUAAGCUUCCAUUUGGCAUUAAUCCUUUUUGUAUUCCAAAUAGUUUUAGUAUAUUUUUGUUCAUAUAUAUAUUUAUAUAAUUUGAAGUCUCUAAAGCUCAUACAGGCAAGUCUGAUGUUGUGGACCCAGAACGUAUAUAUUGUUCUCAAGAAACCAAAAAUUGUUGCUUCCCCAGAAGUUUUUUUUUGCUGAUUCAUUUCCUGUGUGAUGUGUGAAAUUGUUGCCAAAAAAAGGAUGAAAAAAAAGUAAAAGUGUAUUUUUAUGUGAUGACUGUUACUUGGUUUUGCUGUAUUCGUAGGGAGACGUGCCUGCGGUAACUUAUUGUAAAGUAUUUGCAUUACUUUAUAUUCAAGGAAAGACGUGCAAACUGAUUGUGAUAAAGUGGCACAUUUUGUGGUGGAUACUUGCCUUCUUUUUAAGUAACCUUUUCUAACUUUUUUUUGUAGUUGUAGACUUCAAGACAUUUCAUUUUAUACUAUUGCCUAUUUUUUUCUGGGUAGCAUUGGGCCGUUUUGAUAUAUAUUUCAUUUUGUACUUAACUGUCGUAGUUUUUUUUAAUCAGGUCAUAUGAAAUAUUGCUGGGGCUUCUUUUUUUUUCUAGCAAA
Anoplopoma fimbria (sablefish) is the source of this 5450-nucleotide messenger RNA. RefSeq names its product bromodomain containing 1a (gene brd1a). Gene Ontology annotation, biological process: regulation of transcription by RNA polymerase II. The record is from RefSeq and is a predicted model, not a curated record. The coding region runs from base 100 to 3942 and encodes 1280 amino acids. The transcript has 13 exons. Gene Ontology annotation, cellular component: MOZ/MORF histone acetyltransferase complex. NCBI's taxonomy places the organism in Eukaryota, Metazoa, Chordata, Actinopteri, Perciformes, Anoplopomatidae. Gene Ontology annotation, molecular function: protein binding.